GAGAGAGAAAGGAGCCUUCGGCGGAAUCCGACGCAUGUCUCUCAACCGGUGCUGUCUGCACGCUGCCAGCUCGCGCAAGGUGGGUUCCGUGCUGCAGGGACGGCAGACGUAUCGUGCAGCAGCAACAUGACUCUGACUAGGGGAUCUUUUACCUAUGCCAGUGGAGAAGAGUACCAUGGCGAGUGGAAAGAAGGUCGGAGGCAUGGAGCCGGCCAGCUCAGGUUCCAGGAUGGAACCUGCUACAAAGGCCAGUUUGAGAAUGGACUCUUCCACGGCUCUGGUGUGCUGCUCUUCACCGAUGGAUCGAGGUACGAGGGAGAAUUUGCACAGGGAAAGUUCCAGGGCGCAGGGGUCUUCAGUCGAUACGACGGCAUGAAGUUUGAAGGAGAAUUCAGAAGUGGCCGUGUGGAGGGACAUGGACUGCUGACCUUUCCUGACGGGGCUCAUGGCGUCCCGCGAAACGAGGGGAUGUUUGAAAACCACAAGUUGCAGAAGAGGGAGAAAUGUCCUGGGGCGGUGCAGCGGGCGCAGGCUUCGGCCUGCAAAGCCCGCAGUCUGUCUCUAUGA
Messenger RNA from Lampris incognitus (smalleye Pacific opah), 567 nucleotides. It is a transcript of the gene morn4, whose product is annotated as MORN repeat containing 4. NCBI's taxonomy places the organism in Eukaryota, Metazoa, Chordata, Actinopteri, Lampriformes, Lampridae. The transcript has 5 exons. The coding region runs from base 127 to 567 and encodes 146 amino acids. The record is from RefSeq and is a predicted model, not a curated record.